Molecule: messenger RNA, 843 nt
Organism: Prunus armeniaca (apricot)
Lineage: Eukaryota; Viridiplantae; Streptophyta; Magnoliopsida; Rosales; Rosaceae
Source: the annotation of a GenBank genome assembly
AUGGCGAGUGUUGGCAACAGUUGUUUUGGUUCAGUCUUCAUAGCUCCUUUUGAAAAUGAUGUCUUUUUGAAGAAGAUUAAGAAAUCUCCAUGCAAUUGUUUCAUGGUUUCCAAUGAUUCCUUCAAAUUGAACAAAGUUUCUUGUGGAAUUGAAAAGAACCCCACAAGCAGCAGACCUUCCAAUUCCAAGAACACGAUCGAGGAGUACAACACAGCUAUGAAGAGGAUGAUGAGGAACCCAUAUGAGUAUCACCAUGAUCUGGGCAUGAACUACACAUUGAUAACUGAUGACUUGAUUGUGGGCUCCCAGCCUCAGAAACCUGAAGAUAUAGAUCACCUGAAGGAAGAAGAGAAUGUGGCAUACAUUUUAAACUUGCAGCAGGACACGGAUGUUGAGUAUUGGGGAAUUGACUUGCAGUCAAUAAUAAAAAGGUGUAAAGAACUUGGAAUCCGUCACAUGAGGAGGCCGGCAAAGGAUUUCGAUCCAGAUUCCUUGCGAAAUGGUCUACCUAAAGCAGUUUCAUCGCUAGAAUGGGCCAUAUCUGAGGGAAAAGGAAAGGUGUAUGUGCAUUGCACUGCUGGACUGGGAAGAGCCCCAGCUGUUGCAAUUGCUUACAUGUACUGGUUCCUUGGAAUGAAUCUGAAUGCAGCAUACGAUGCACUAACUUCCAAGAGACCUUGUGGCCCAAAUAAGAGGGCAAUACGUGCAGCUACCUAUGAUCUGACCAAGAAUGAUCCAUGGAAGGAGCCCUUUGAGAAUCUUCCUGAAUAUGCAUUUGAGGAUAUAGCAGAUUGGGAAAGGAACUUGAUUCGAGACCGCGUCUAUUCUCUCCGUGGAACUUGA